AUGGCAGGGAUAUCAACGUCUCGACGGGACGUAAUCGCAUCGCCGAUCCACUCAUUUGCGACAGGCCUCAGACACGCCAUCGGCCAUUCGCUGGGUCGCCGGAAGGACGACGAAUGUCAUCCCCAGCCGGGUGUCGAUCUCUGUGAGAAGCCCGCCAUCUCGUCCAACUCCACGACGUGGGUCAUUGUUGGCGUCAUUGUCGGCUCCCUUAUCUUUCUCGCCCUCUCCAUCCUUGUCGUCCUGCACUUCCGCCGGCGGAGACAAGACAAGCGUGAGGACAUGGAAGAGCGCUUCCAGCCGAGCGAUUACGGUUUAGAUGACAUCCCAUCGACCACGCGCAAGAAGCAUUUCGCAGCAAGCGCGGACGAUGUCUCGACGACUACCUCGCCCGCCGGCUAUCCCCGGCGCUCACGCGAUCCGUUGCAGUCCGCGACCGAUCUGAAGUCUCCUCCUCCUGGGUACCACGGUAAUGGGAAUGGCAACGGAUAUUUGAAUCCGUUCGAUGAUGCGUCCUCGUUCAGGUCUGGCACCGGCUCGUCUUAUCCGCCUAGUCGGCGGGGGGAGAAGUGA
Messenger RNA from Thermochaetoides thermophila DSM 1495, 570 nucleotides. RefSeq lists its product as uncharacterized. Bases 1 to 570 code for a protein of 189 amino acids. Lineage: Eukaryota; Fungi; Ascomycota; Sordariomycetes; Sordariales; Chaetomiaceae. The record is from RefSeq and is a predicted model, not a curated record. The transcript is spliced from 2 exons.